UCCAUGACUCACAACCCAAAAGCAAAAAAGAAAAAACAAAACUUUACCUAAUUACAAUCUUUUUUGACUUUCAAAGACUCUCUCUCUCUAUAGGAUACAGCCAAACUCACUCUGAAGUCUGAACUCUCCCCAAAACCUCCCCUUAUCCUCUUCUUCUUAUUAACCUCUGUUUUUUUCUUUUUGAAGCUGUUCACGUGAAAAGAGAUUCUCAGCGUAUUAUUCCAAACUAUCACAUCUCUCCACCUCGUGAUUCCAUUAUGUCUUUCACACACAGUCCGUCUUCUUUCUGAGAAUCUGAGAUCAUCCUCUCUUCUCCAAGACUCACCAAACCAUGGGCUUGCCUAUAUGGAGAGCUCUUGUGUUCCUCUCCCUCUUCGCCAACCAACUUAACAGCCAAGAUCCCAACACAGACGCAUCUCACCUCUCUAACUUCUUCAACCAAAUGAGCACUUCCUCACCCAAACCCCACACAUUUUCUUCCUUAUGCUCAUCCCCUGGAGUGGUCUGCGACAGACAAAAACAGAACAUCCUCCACCUCUCUGCUCCCGGGUCGAACCUCUCCGGUCCCAUCCCGGACAACACCAUCGGAAAAUUGAUAAAGCUCCAAUCUUUGGAUCUCAGCGGCAACAAAAUCACCUCUCUGCCCUCAGACCUGUGGAGCCUCGACUCGCUCCAGCAUCUCAACCUCUCCUCCAACCUCAUCUCCCAUCCUCUCCCCAGCAACGUAGGCAACUUCGUCUCGCUCCGGACUCUCGAUCUCUCUUUCAACGCCUUCUCCGGCGAAAUCCCCGCUUCCAUAAGCUCCGUCGUCGCUCUCACAACUCUCAACCUCAACAACAACGCCUUUCGGUCUGUCCUCCCUCCAGGGCUUCUCAAUUGCAGAGCUUUAGUCUCUAUCGACCUCUCGUCGAAUCGCCUCACCGGGUCUCUCCCCGUUGGGUUUGGUUCUGCUUUCCCGGAGCUGAAAAGGUUGAACCUUUCGCGUAAUCUGUUUCAGGGGUCGGUGGAUGGAGUCUUGCGUGGAAACGUGGAGACGGUUGAUCUCAGUGAUAACCGUUUUGAUGGUCAUGUCUUGCAUUUAAUAACCGGACAUAAACACAACUUGUCUAGUUUAACUCAUCUUGACUUGUCUGAGAAUGGUUUUGUGGGGCAUAUACUUAACGGUUUGAGUUCAGCUCAGAAGCUGGGACACCUUAACCUCGCGUCAAACCGGUUCAGAGUACAAGAGUUCCCUCAAAUCACAAAGCUUUCAGCUUUGUAUUAUCUGAACCUAUCAAGAACCAAUCUGGUAGGUUUCAUUCCGAGUGAGAUCUCUCGGUUGAGUCUUCUCAAGGUUCUUGAUCUCUCCUCUAAUAACCUCACUGGGAAUGUACCUUUGUUACUACCUCUCGAGAACAUUGAAGUACUUGAUCUCUCGCUAAACAAGCUAGACGGUGACAUUCCAAGGACGGUUCUUGAGAAACUCUCUUUGACUCGGAGGUUUAACUUCUCUUUCAACAAUCUCACCUUCUGUGACCCCAACUUCACGCAAGAAAUGAUCCAGACGUCCUUCGUUGGUCUCACGAACAACUGCCCCUUCGCUGCAAAGCCAGUUGUUCAAAAGGGAGAGAGCGUGAGCAAGAAGAAGACGGGGCUUAAGAUUGGUUUGACUUUGGCAAUCUCCAUGGCGUUCUUGCUUGUUGCUCUGUUGGUCGUGCUUGUGGCGUUGAGAGGUAGAAGAAAAUCAAGAACAUGGGCGACAAAGCAAGCAGCGGAACCCAACUUGUUACUAGACCAAGGGGAAUCAACUGAUGUCCCUGUUGUGAUGAUUGACAAGCCGUUGAUGAAGAUGACGCUUGCUGACCUUAAGGCUGCGACUCUUAACUUUGACAGUGGUGCAUUGUUGUGGGAGAGCAAGUCUGGUCCUACUUAUGAGGCAGUUCUACCCGGUGGAUUCAGAGCAGCUUUGAAAGUUGUCUCAAGUGGAACGACGUUGAGUGAUCAUGAAGCCUCGUUGACGUUCGAACGCCUUGCAAGGAUCAAUCACCCGAAUCUCGUCCCGCUCUCUGGAUACUGCAUAGCUGCAGAGCAAAGAAUAGUGAUCUACGAGCACCUAGACUAUGUUAACUUGCAUACUUUGUUUCACACCACAGAUGAAUCUGUUUCAUGGAUACUAAGGCAUAAGAUAGCAUUGGGGACGGCGAGGGCGUUGGCUUUCCUCCAUCAUGGCUGCAUUCCUCCGGUGGUGCACGGGGAAGUGAAGGCUGGAACAAUCUUCUUAGACACUAGCCAGGAACCUCAGCUAGCAGAAUUUGGUCUGGCAAAGCUCUUGAACGAGGGACUCCUCUGUGAUUUAGACGGCUACACACCAACAGAGCUGGAGGAACAUGGCUCUCCUACAUUAGAAUCAGAUGUGUACAGCUUUGGAGUUGUUCUGCUUGAGCUCGUGAGCGGGAAGAAGGCGGAAUGGGACUUGGUGAGUUGGGUGAGAGGGUUGGUGAGAGAGGGACAAGGAUCUAGAGCCAUAGAUCCAACCCUGCAAGGGACAGGUCCGGUGGAGCAGAUUGCAGAAGCUGUGAAGAUAGGCUACUUGUGCACGGCUGAUCUGUCCUGGAAGCGACCCACAAUGCAGCAGGUGGUUGGACUGCUCAAAGACAUUUCACCCUCAUAGCGGCGGCACAAAGGUUGAUUUUUUAUUGUAGAAAUGUAAGAUUGUGUGAUACUCUCUAAUAACAUACUAACAUGGUCAUACAUAUUGUUCUAUUUUGAUGAUUAAUAUAUUUUAGAAGAAGAAAUUGUGUGAACAUGAAAUAGCCGGUUAUGUCUAAGUGCAUUAUAUACAUGUAAGCAGCUAGAGAUACAACAGCUUUGUUUUA
Molecule: messenger RNA, 2855 nt
Organism: Raphanus sativus (radish)
Lineage: Eukaryota; Viridiplantae; Streptophyta; Magnoliopsida; Brassicales; Brassicaceae
Product: probably inactive leucine-rich repeat receptor-like protein kinase At5g58150
Exons: 1
Coding region: 332-2650 (772 amino acids)
Biological process (GO): protein phosphorylation
Molecular function (GO): protein kinase activity; ATP binding; protein binding
Source: RefSeq, a predicted model, not a curated record